Messenger RNA from Clonostachys solani, 1122 nucleotides. The record is from the annotation of a GenBank genome assembly. NCBI's taxonomy places the organism in Eukaryota, Fungi, Ascomycota, Sordariomycetes, Hypocreales, Bionectriaceae.
AUGUCGCAGGAACCUGAAGACUCCCCUCUUACGGCAGAACAAGCCAACCAAGACUUUAACCAAACUAUUAUCGAUAACAUCCAUCCCAAGGCGAAGAAGUUCCACCCUCUUUACAACCAAAUCGUUCAAAAUCUAGAACGCUAUAAGCCUAGCUCUGCGCGAACUUGGUCGGCCUAUGGUAUGAGCAAGCGGUUCCAAAGGUUCUUCGACACGACGGAAGAGGAAGAGAAACCAGACUUGGCGUCAUAUCUCGCAGCAAAAGCCGCGAGAGCGGUCUUGGGCCAUCGCGAUGGUGACCUUUAUGCCCAGCACGCAUCCAGAAGAUAUCUGGAUGAGUGGGCCGAGGAGCAGCUGCGUGCAAUGGCUGCUGAGAGCCAAGGCUCCCCCAAGCCGACCGAGGAGGAGAGUGCAAAGGCGUCGCCAAAGCUGAAGAUCGAGCCGGUUGAGUGGGCUCUGAGCGACGUCUCCAAACAUGAGAAGGCCGAAGUCGAUGAUUCUGAGCCUCGUGCGGCGCCUGCUCCGCAGCCCAUCGUGCGCCCCAAAACCGAGCCCGCGAGGCACGCCACGCCUCUUCAGCGCGACCUCUUACGGCCGGCUUCAACCCAGGGCAAAAGACAAGGCAGCCGCAUCGGGAUGCCCAGGCCCAAAAGGCCCAGAAUGGUCGAUGAGGGCUGCUUGGCGAAGGUUGAGUACCGAGACUCGGGGACCCAAACGGACGUUGAGGAGAAAGACAAGACGAGCAACAAGUCUCCAGACUUGAAAUCAGAUAUCGAGGCGUUGGUUGACGCCGCCAUCGCUCGACGCAGCACAAGCAGCCAGGAAACCGCACUGUCCUCCAUGGUGAAUUCCAGGGUGGCACUCGUCCAAGACACGCUUCCCGGACGGAUGAUUACCGAAUUGCCUGUCUCGCCUGCAAUGCAGUAUCCACCAGAGGGUGUAGGUGCCUACGGGAGGGUCAUUCCGCCUCCUAGACGGCCGGAACCCGGGUACAUGCAUCCAGACAUGUGGGAUGGGGCUCAUGGUCGGGGCGUGAGAGGAGAUCCUUAUGGAUAUCCUGGGCCGGAUUAUGGCGGUAUGAUGGACACCAUGUGGGCGUUUGGCAGGGUCGGCUACCGCCGCUGA